AUGACUGAGGCAAAAUGUUCUUCAUUUAAUACAUCAGCUGCUUCAGACAUGGACAUCGAUUCACAUGACCAAAAAGAUGUUUCAAAACUGUUUACUAUUUUACGAGCCAAACUCAAUACCAAAGAGAAAGAAUUACUUGAACUGCAACGAGUCGAACCAUGUUUAAUAGCACCUGAUUCUGCACAGAUUGAAUCAUUGCUCAAUGCAAUAUCUUCUCUCCAUCUAUCAACGCAAGAAGGCUCAUUUAUUUUUGCUUCUAAUUCUGUAUCUGAUAAUUUUUCUUCGACAAGUGUAUGUCCAACUGGCGUUGACUCGAUUAAAAUCUUACCGUGCACUGCUUGGUUACCUGCAUCUGUGGACAUGAAACAGAAAGAAGACCAAACAAAUCAACAUCGUUUACCUAUGGUGGCUCAUAUUUUUUCAUUACCUGCUAAUGCAUUUGUUGCUUCAUCAUCGAAUUGUUCAAUAUUACCAUCGGUAGAAACAAAAGUUCAAACAAAAGAUGAGCCAACAAAUCGUCUUCCGAUGGUUAGCCAAUUGUUUUCAAUGCCAAUAAAUGCUUUCAGAUCAUCAUCAUCCACUAUUGAGCCAAUGAGUGAAUCUGCAAUUGUCCAAAUUGAUGAUACUAAAAAAAUAAUAAACAAUGAUAAUGAAGCAUUAUCCAGAACAGAUUUACCAAAGAGUAUUCUUACCACUGAAACGACCUAUUCAAAAGAAUAUUGGCUUAAAAAAACAUCCUCAGAAUCUGAAUCAGUUCCUUUAGAUUUAGAUUCAUACAUUGAACAAACGACUGCAAAAAUGCGUCGUCUUCAUAUGGAAUAUGUGGAGGCACUUGAAAAAUUGAAAACAUCAACAAAUCCGGUAGAUUCUAGAAAAGCACUAGAAUCCAUUUAUCCCCAAACGUUUGAUCGUAUGAAACCAGAUACAUCAACAAAGAACCUACCUCAUCUUUCUCCUUCGAAUAAAUAG
Rotaria socialis is the source of this 969-nucleotide messenger RNA. NCBI's taxonomy places the organism in Eukaryota, Metazoa, Rotifera, Eurotatoria, Philodinida, Philodinidae. The record is from the annotation of a GenBank genome assembly.